AUAUUUACUUUGCCCUCAGCUCCAUCAGCGGCGUCGGCAGCCGACUAGCCGUAAAUCUUCUCUCUCAUUGUCAAGCCACACAAAAACUCACACACAGUGAUACAACACACUCUCUAUACCAUAAUAUAUACGGUUAAUAUAUACUAAUAUUAGUAUAUAAUUUGCAGUAAUGUUGUCUCUAUUUACGUCCUAUAUAGAAGCAUGUUGGAAUAAUCUCCCUCUCCCUCUCCCUCUCCUUCUAUCUCUACUUUCUCUCUCUAGAUUAAUGAUACAAGCAGCCACUUGAAGAAGCUGCUUUUACAUGGCGUUCCACGACCACUUCUCACAAGAAAUGGCACUCCAACACUUCAGCGACCAACACUUAACAGAAAACACGGCUGUUUUGCGCGGAUUAUUACCGGAACAACUCAACCACUCCUCGUCGGACGGUGCCGGAAAACCAACACAACUCGCCGCCGGGAGCGGCGGCGGAGGAGGAGCACCAACGUGGCUGAACAGCGCAAUUCUCCGGCAACAGAGCCACCACUACGCUGAUGGGAGCUUCCUGCACCUACAGACCACCAAUUCGGACUCGUCAACGUCGAACCAGUGGCUAUCAAGGUCAAUUCACGGUGAAAGCGACGACGUUCCUGUGACCAGUGAAUCGAUGUUGAUCAUUAAUCAAGAGAAGAAAUUGAGUAAUCAGAAUGAAAGUGAUGGAAAUGGCGAAGAGAGUAAUUGGCAGACUGCCAAGUGCAAAGCGGACAUUUUGAGUCAUCCUCUGUACGAGCAGUUGCUUUCGGCCCACGUUCAGUGUCUCCGUAUCGCAACGCCGGUCGAUCAGCUGCCGAGGAUCGAUGCACAGCUCGGUCAAUCGCAGCAUGUGGUGGCUAAGUACUCUGUUCUUGGACACAAUAAUCAGCCUCUGGACGAUAAGGACCUUGAUCAAUUCAUGACCCAUUAUGUUCUAUUGCUAUCUUCCUUUAAAGAACAAUUGCAACAGCAUGUUCGUGUUCAUGCAAUGGAAGCAGUCAUGGCUUGUUGGGAGCUUGAGCAAUCUCUACAAAGCUUAACAGGUGUGGCACCUGGUGAAGGCACUGGUGCAACAAUGUCAGAUGAUGACGAUGACCAAGCAGAUAGUGACACCAACUUGUAUGAUGGAAGUCUGGAUGGGCCAGAUAGCAUGGGAUUUGGUCCUCUUGUCCCGACUGAAAAUGAGAGAUCUCUGAUGGAGCGUGUGAGGCAAGAGUUAAAGCAUGAACUGAAACAGGGUUACAAAGAGAAGAUUGUGGACAUCAGAGAGGAAAUUCUGCGUAAAAGAAGAGCAGGAAAACUGCCAGGUGACACAACUUCCCUCCUAAAAGCUUGGUGGCAAUCUCAUUCCAAGUGGCCUUAUCCGACAGAAGAAGAUAAAGCUAGAUUGGUGCAGGAAACAGGUUUGCAACUGAAGCAGAUUAACAAUUGGUUCAUCAACCAGAGGAAAAGGAACUGGCACAGUAACCCUUCAUCUUCUACAGUUCUGAAGACCAAACGCAAGAGAAAUAAUGCAGCAGGUGAAACUAGCGGUGAGGUGUUCAUGUAAAUUGACAAAUCCAAACCGAAAAAGCGAACUCUUUCUUUGUCCAAAACUGGUGGGAAGUUCAGCAUCAAAGCUUGACACACUUCAAGAGCUGUAUAGCAGUAGAGAAAUGCGUUAGCUACAAUGGGAGAUUGCACUAUUUCGAGAUCUUUAUUUUACUCAUAGGAGAAAGCAUAGUCCAGUAAAUGAGGUGGCUAUUUGAUAGGCUCAAGUGGCUGACCUAAAAACUGAUGGAUGCUAGUUGACACUGGUAUAUGGUUAAAGGGUAACUAGUACAAAUGUUAAGCUCAAUGUAAAAUGCGAUCCAUUCAAGUAGUCCCUCUUGUCUUUUUAAGUACAUACUGGUGGAUUUGUAAUUUGGUCUCUGCUUUUGUUUUUGUGAAUAGGAAUGGUGAUUGGUUUUGGGUAUAUGUAAAUACUCUCUCCUUCAGUGUUC
Molecule: messenger RNA, 1994 nt
Organism: Cornus florida
Lineage: Eukaryota; Viridiplantae; Streptophyta; Magnoliopsida; Cornales; Cornaceae
Product: homeobox protein knotted-1-like LET12
Exons: 6
Coding region: 302-1561 (419 amino acids)
Biological process (GO): regulation of DNA-templated transcription
Cellular component (GO): nucleus
Molecular function (GO): DNA binding
Source: RefSeq, a predicted model, not a curated record